UAAACGAGUCAGUGGAUUCGAUAUGGCACCUUCAGCUUCUGCAAUGUUAGCUACUGGAGUGGCUACUACUGCUGUUGCUACUACUGUCACAGGCAAUGUUGGGUUUCUUGUCCCUCUUUGACGACAAUGGGUGUGAGCUGGUCUUCUAGCUUUUUUUGUACAAGGAAGAAUUCCUGCAAUGGUUUAUGGGUCAAGUUCCUGCUGCAAACCCUGCUAUAACUGGGUCUGGAAUGUUCCCAAACAUGUUCCCAUUAACAACAGGGCAGCCUUUUGGUGCGUUCCCUAUGAUGCCAGUUCAGGCAAUGACUCAGCAGGCUACUAGACAUGCACGCAGAGUCUAUGUCGGUGGGCUUUCCCCAGCAGCCAAUGAACAGUCUGUUGCAACAUUUUUUAGCCAGGUUAUGGCAGCAAUUGGUGGAAACACAGCUGGUCCAGGUGAUGCUGUUGUCAACGUGUACAUAAACCAUGAGAAGAAGUUUGCCUUUGUGGAGAUGCGGUCUGUUGAAGAGGCAAGUAAUGCAAUGUCUUUGGAUGGGGUUAUAUUCGAGGGAGCUCCAGUGAAGGUGAGGAGACCUAGUGACUAUAACCCAUCUCUAGCAGCAACUCUUGGUCCGAGCCAGCCCAGUCCCAAUCUAAACUUGGCUGCUGUUGGUCUGACUCCAGGUUCUUCUGGAGUGCUUGAGGGUCCAGACCGUAUUUUUGUCGGUGGACUUCCCUAUUAUUUCACCGAGGCCCAAGUCAGGGAAUUAUUGGAGUCCUUUGGAGCACUGAAGGGCUUUGACCUUGUAAAAGACAGGGAAACCGGAAACUCUAAAGGAUAUGCCUUUUGCGUGUACCAAGAUAUCUCUGUAACAGACAUUGCUUGUGCAGCCCUCAAUGGAAUUAAAAUGGGAGACAAAACUCUUACUGUGAGACGUGCUAACCAGGGUACAGGUCAGCCGAAACCUGAACAGGAGAGUGUAUUGUUGCAUGCGCAGCAGCAGAUUGCUUUACAGAGGAUUAUGUUGCAACCAGGCACAGUGCCCACCAACGUCGUCUGUCUGACACAGGUUGUUGCUGAGGAUGAGCUCAGGGAUGAUGACGAGUAUGAAGAUAUAAUGGAAGACAUGAGGCAAGAAGGUGGAAAGUUUGGUGCGCUGACACAAGUAGUGAUUCCUCGCCCCAGUCCCAAUGGCGAACCGAUUCCUGGUGUUGGCAAGGUGUUUCUCAAGUACGCGGAUACCGAAGGUGCGUCGAAGGCGAGAGCAGGGAUGAACGGAAGGAAGUUUGGUGGCAACCAAGUGGUGGCCGUGUUCUACUCGGAAGAAAAGUUCGAACAAGGAGAUUUCCAAGCCUAGUUUGAUCAAACCAUCCAAAUGUCCUCACUCUGACUCUACUCGCCCUCUCUCCCUUAUAUGAUGACUGCAUCAUGUGUUUUACUUUUUUUUAUCCCCCCCUUCAGUUUUCUGUUGAAACAAGGAUAUCGAUCCACAUAAAAUUGUGCUUGUAACUUUGUUACGGAAUUAGAUUCCCCACUUUCUCCCCCAUUA
Tarenaya hassleriana is the source of this 1529-nucleotide messenger RNA. RefSeq names its product splicing factor U2af large subunit A. The record is from RefSeq and is a predicted model, not a curated record. Gene Ontology annotation, cellular component: commitment complex; U2-type prespliceosome; nuclear speck. Gene Ontology annotation, molecular function: poly-pyrimidine tract binding; pre-mRNA 3'-splice site binding. Bases 186 to 1337 code for a protein of 383 amino acids. NCBI's taxonomy places the organism in Eukaryota, Viridiplantae, Streptophyta, Magnoliopsida, Brassicales, Cleomaceae. Gene Ontology annotation, biological process: mRNA processing. The transcript is spliced from 11 exons.